AUGCCUUGUUCAUGGAGAUCCGAUGAGUUGGUUUUCUUUGUGAACGGGAAGAAGGUAAUAGAAAGGAAUGUGGACCCAGAAGUCACGCUGCUGACCUUCCUACGAAUGAACUUACGCCUCACAGGGACCAAGUAUGCCUGCGGAGGAGGAGGCUGCGGCGCCUGCACUGUGAUGGUGUCUGAGCAUGAUCCAGACUCCAAGAAAAUCAGACACUUCUCUGUCACCGCAUGCUUGGUACCCAUCUGUUCUCUGUAUGGAGCGGCCGUCACCACUGUGGAAGGUGUAGGAAGUAUCAAAACCAGGCUUCACCCUGUGCAGGAAAGAAUUGCUAAGAGCCAUGGCACCCAGUGUGGAUUCUGUACCCCUGGGAUGGUGAUGUCCAUGUACACACUGCUCAGGAACUACCCUCAGCCCUCGGAGGAGCAGCUCAUGGAAGCACUGGGGGGAAACUUAUGUCGCUGCACUGGCUAUCGACCAAUUCUCGACAGUGGGAAGACCUUCUGUGUGGAGUCCAGUGGCUGUCCACAGAAAGGAACAGGAAAAUGCUGCUUGGACCGGGGAGAACAUGAUUCUUCCUCACUCAACAAGGAAAGUGACAUUUGCACAGAAUUAUUUGUGAAAGAAGAGUUCCAGCCCUUGGAUCCUACCCAGGAGCUCAUAUUUCCUCCAGAACUCUUGAGAAUGGCUGAGAGGCCAGAAAAAGAAACCCUGACCUUUCAUGGAGAAAGGGUUACUUGGAUCUCCCCUGGGACCCUCAAGGAUCUCUUGGCACUGAAAGUGAAGUACCCUAGUGCUCCUCUUAUCUUGGGAAACACCUCCCUGGGACCUGCAAUGAAAUCUCGAGGGCACUUUCACCCAAUUGUCCUUUCCCCUGCAAGGAUUCCUGAGCUGCGUAUGGUGUCUGAAACAAGUGAUGGUCUGACAAUAGGUGCUGGCUGCAGUCUGGCCCAAGUGAAGGACAUCUUAACUGAGAAGAUUUCCAAGCUCCCAGAGGAGAAGACUCAGACAUACCGAGCCCUACUGAAGCAUCUGAAGACUCUGGCAGGACAGCAGAUUCGGAAUAUGGCAUCCUUAGGGGGACAUAUUAUAAGCCGGCAUGGCUACUCGGAUCUGAAUCCAAUUUUGACUGUGGGCAACGCUACCCUGAACCUGCUAUCAGAAGAAGGCUCACGGCAGAUUCCUCUGAAUGACCAUUUCCUUGCGGGCUCAGCAAGUGCAGACCUUAAGCCAGAGGAAAUUCUGGAAUCAGUAUUCAUCCCUCAUUCUCAAAAGUGGGAAUUUGUGUCAGCCUUCCGACAGGCUCCGUGCCAACAAAAUGCUGUGGCCGAUGUGAAUGCUGGCAUGCGAGUCCUGUUCAAAGAAGGCACAGAUGCCAUUGAGGACCUGAGCAUAGCCUACGGAGGGGUGGGGGCAGCCACGGCCAGUGCACACAAGACCUGCCAGCAGCUCCUAGGAAGGCGAUGGAACAAAGUGAUGCUGGACGAGGCUUGCAGGCUGCUUCUGGACGAAGUCUCCCUCCCUGGCUGGGCUCCCGGGGGAAGGGUGGAGUUCAAGAGGACCCUGCUGGUCAGCUUCCUCUUCAAGUUCUACCUAGAGGUUCUGCUAGAGCUGAAGAAGCUAGAGAAGCUGCCCUUCAUGAUUGACAGCAGCCGUUAUCCUGAUGUAUCAGAGAAAUAUCUAAGUGCUCUAGAAGAUUUCCCGAUAACAGUACCCCAAGGAGUCCAAAGGUACCAGAGUGUGGAUUCUCAGCAACCUCUCCAAGAUCCAGUUGGACGCCCUAUCAUGCACUACUCAGGUCUUAAACAUGCCACUGGUGAAGCUGUAUUUUGUGAUGACCUCCCCAAGGUGGAUAAAGAACUUUUCAUGGUUUUGGUGACCAGUACCAGAGCCCAUGCCAAAAUCAUAUCAAUUGAUUUUUCUGAGGCCCUUGAACUGCCAGGGGUGGCUGAUGUAGUAACAGCUGAGGACAUUCCAGGCACUAAUGGUGUUGAAGGAGACAAAUUAUUGGCUGUAAAUGAGGUGUUUUGUGUGGGCCAGAUCAUCUGUGCUGUUAUUGCAGAGACAGAGAUACAAGCUAAGAGAGCAAUUGAGAAGGUAAAAGUUACAUAUGAAGAUGUGGAGCCAGUUAUCUUCAGCAUUGAGGAUGCCAUCAAACACAACUCAUUUCUAUGCCCUGAGAAAAAGCUUGAACAAGGGAACAUUGAGGAGGCAUUUAAAAAUGUUGAUCAAAUUGUUGAAGGAGAGGUCCAUGUGGGAGGACAAGAACACUUCUACAUGGAAACACAAAGGGUGCUUGUGGUUCCAAAGAUAGAGGACAAAGAACUGGACGUGUAUGUGUCAACACAGGAUGCAGCCCAUGUGCAGAAAAUAGUGUCCUCCACUUUAAACAUCCCCCUCAACAGGGUCACAUGCCAUGUAAAGCGCGUAGGUGGAGGCUUUGGUGGGAAGGUGGUAAGACCGUCUGUUUUUGGAGCUAUUGCAGCUGUUGGUGCUUUCAAAACUGGUCAUCCCAUUCGGCUUGUUCUUGAUCGUGAAGAUGAUAUGCUAAUAACUGGGGGAAGACACCCAUUGUUUGGAAAAUAUAAAGUGGGAUUCAUGAACAGUGGGAGAAUCAAAGCCCUGGACAUUGAGUGCUUCGUUAAUGGAGGGUGCUCACUCGAUGAGUCGGAGCUGUUAAUAGAAUUUCUUAUAAUGAAGCUUGAAAAUGCAUAUAAAAUCCGCAACAUCCGAUUGAGGGGCCGUGCCUGUUUGACGAACUUACCAUCCAAUACAGCCUUUCGAGGAUUUGGAUUCCCUCAAGGAACCCUGGUAACAGAAUCCUGCAUCACAGCAGUUGCAGCCAAAUGUGGCCUUCUCCCUGAAAAGAUUAGGGAGAAAAAUAUGUACAAAACUGUUGAUAAAACCAUCUACAAGCAAGCAUUCAACCCUGAGAACCUGAUAAGAUGUUGGAAUGAAUGUCUGGAUAAGUCUUCCUUUCAUAGCAGAAGAAAGGAAGUGGAAGAGUUCAACAAGAAAAACUAUUGGAAGAAGAAAGGCAUUGCUAUUGUCCCCAUGAAAUUUUCAGUUGGCUUUGCUGCAACAAGCUAUCAUCAGGCAGCUGCCCUUGUUCACAUCUACACGGAUGGAUCCGUCCUGGUCACACAUGGCGGCAAUGAAUUGGGACAAGGAAUUCACACCAAAAUGCUACAGGUGGCCAGCCGUGAGUUAAAAAUCCCCAUGUCUCAUAUGCACAUCUGUGAGACCAGCACAGCCACGGUGCCCAACACAAUCGCUACUGCAGCAUCUGUCGGCGCAGAUGUCAAUGGCAGGGCCGUCCAGAAUGCUUGUCAAAUCCUUCUGAAACGCCUUGAACCCAUCAUUAAGAAAAACCCAGAGGGCACAUGGGAAGACUGGAUAGAAGCUGCCUUUGAACAGAGAAUUAGUCUUUCAGCCACUGGAUACUACAGGGGCUACAAGGCCUUCAUGGACUGGGAGAAGGGUGAAGGAGACCCUUUUCCGUACUAUGUCUAUGGAGCUGCCUGUUCUGAGGUUGAAAUUGACUGCCUCACAGGAGCUCAUAAGAAAAUCAGAACAGACAUUGUCAUGGAUGCAAGUUGCAGCCUCAAUCCAGCCAUUGAUAUUGGGCAGGUGGAAGGUGCAUUUAUUCAGGGAAUGGGCCUUUAUACUACUGAAGAACUCCAAUAUUCCCCAGAAGGCGUCCUGUACUCUCGAGGCCCAGAUGAGUACAAGAUCCCCACCAUCACUGACAUCCCAGAAGAAUUCAAUGUCUCCCUAUUGCCAUCAUCCACCACCCCAAUAACCAUCUAUUCUUCCAAGGGCCUGGGUGAAUCCGGGAUGUUCCUGGGUUCCUCUGUGUUCUUUGCCAUCAUGGAUGCAGUGGCAGCAGCACGAAAAGAGAGGGAUGGAGGUGAAGACUUCACAGUCAGGAGCCCUGCUACCCCAGAGCAGGUGCGAAUGGCCUGUAUGGACCGGUUCACAGAAAUGAUUCCAAGAGAUGACCCUAAAACAUUUAAGCCUUGGUCUAUCCCUAUAGCAUAACACUGCUAUGUCUCAAAAAAGGGUGUUUCAGUUUUUCACUUGUGAAAAGGUGGCUUAUUAACC
Sorex araneus (European shrew) is the source of this 4101-nucleotide messenger RNA. RefSeq names its product aldehyde oxidase 2. Lineage: Eukaryota; Metazoa; Chordata; Mammalia; Eulipotyphla; Soricidae. Gene Ontology annotation, molecular function: oxidoreductase activity; NAD binding; iron ion binding. The record is from RefSeq and is a predicted model, not a curated record. Bases 1 to 4038 code for a protein of 1345 amino acids. The transcript is spliced from 36 exons.